AUGUCUCUCUUCUUCUGGGUGUCGCGGCGCGCUGGCGGCCUGAGCAUGAUAGUACUCAUUGCGCUCUGCUACUGGGUCAUCUCGCAGGAAUCCUCGGUUGAAAAACAUCGAUACAAGUAUGAACAGCCCGACAGCCAAGGUUCGUACUACUCUUCAACCUCCACUACCGGUGCCGGUAUUUGGACCUACGCCUUCGCCUAUUACUGCCUCUUCAUUCACGUCCUCGUCUGUCUCUUUCCGAUGCGAGCCUGCUGGACUAUCUGGAACCUCACCCAGACCCUCAAACGUGCCGCCCACAGCAACUCUCUACUCGACCUCAAGAAGCUCGCCUCGCGCCGUAGCUCAUACACCUCUGUGUCGAGCUCCGAGACCCUCACCUCGAGCCACAACGGCGGUUCCUCGUCCACCACUAGCGAAGCUGGCGACCUCGAUCCUGAGUCGUACACCGACGGCGUGUCCACGGCUGCCGACAAUGUGAUCCACGCCAUUGUUAUCCCGAACUACAAGGAAGAGUACGACACUCUCAAGGAGACGCUCGAGGUUCUGGCAAGCCACCCACGUGCGCAGGAUUCGUACGAUGUCUACCUCGGAAUGGAGCAACGGGAGUCCAACGCUGAGACCAAAGCUUUGGGUCUCAUUCAACAAUUCGCCAAAAAGUUCCGAUCAAUUGAUUUCACCCUGCACCCGUCAGAAAUUCCUGGUGAGGCUGCUGGAAAGGGCAGCAACAUCGGUUGGGCUGCUCGCAAGCUGAGUGCCAAGUACUCGAUGGGAGUCAGAAAAGACGUAAUUAUCACUGGGAUUGAUGCUGACAGCCACCUCGCUGCCGAUUACUUCACUCUCCUCACCAAUUUGCACAUGUCCUACCCAGAAACAGCAACGACGACUGUUUACGCAGCUCCCAUCAUUUUUGAUCGCAAUGCGCAUAAUGUCCACCCCCUGGUCCGCGUCGCCGACAUCGUCUGGGUCGCCGCUGGCAUGUCCGGCCUCUACCCCAGUUCCAGUAUUGCCCCACCCACAUCCGUAUACUCUCUGCCUCUAGAUCUCGUCGACCGUGUAGGUGGCUGGGAUUGCGAUGGUGAGGCCAUUGGUGAAGAUUUGCACAUGUACAUCAAGUGCUUUUUCGCCCUCAACGGAAACCUGACCAGUCGCAUCAUCAACUGCCCGGUCAGCCAGAGCAACGUUACUGGUGCAGGCGGUCCCGGUUGGCGUGGCGCUUACGCUGAUAUCAAUGCUCGGUACAAGCAGGCCCUUCGUCACAUGUGGGGUGCUCUCGACACAGGUUUUGCGAUGCGGAAGCUGGUGGAAAUGUGGCAGGAGCGAAAGCACACAUCCCGCGCAUACCAACCUCUUCAUUGCACCCACGCCGACGGUGCGGACCUGUUCAUCCCCGAGAGCCAGCUCAAUGACGACGGCGCAGACCAACCUACCGACAAUGGCAUCUUCUCUGAUAUUACCAAGGACACGAUCAAGGAGCCCCAUUGGGAGCACGUGUUUUACAUGGUUCACCGAAUCUUCGAGGCCCAUUUCCUCCCGGUUCACAUGGCCAUUCUUGUCAUUGCAUCUACGGUUUACGUCAAGGUCAUGGACGGCAAGGAUGACCCGCACAAUCUGGCUUGGCUCUUCAACUGGUGCAACGUGAUCCGAAUCUUUGGCUUCCUUCAAAUCUCCAUUUACCUUUUCAUGUACGAGAGCUUUCAUCGCGUCAGUGUCGCCGCCCGCGAGAAGGCCAUGGUCAAGGCCGGCAUGGCUGAUGGAAUGGAUUUCUCUCGACGAAGCCUGGGCAAGAACUGGAAAGACUACCUCAUGGUCCCUCUUGUGGCCCCGUUGUACGGUACGAUCCCUAGCGCCCAGGCAUUGAUCUGUCAGCUUUGGAAUCAGAACCUGGUGUAUACUGUCAGCAAGAAGGCGACUCGGAGACAUGCGCCGCCUGUGGUGAGGGUGGAUGACAUGGCCUAG
Molecule: messenger RNA, 1956 nt
Organism: Ilyonectria robusta
Lineage: Eukaryota; Fungi; Ascomycota; Sordariomycetes; Hypocreales; Nectriaceae
Product: glycosyl transferase family group 2-domain-containing protein
Exons: 3
Coding region: 1-1956 (651 amino acids)
Source: RefSeq, a predicted model, not a curated record